CUCGAGUGGGCGGAGGCCGAGGCGGCCUGUACCAGCGCCGAGGAGCUGGAGUGGGAGCGGAGCAAGCUGUCGGUAGACACUCUGCAGUUCCUGCUGUUCCUGUACGUUACGCAGGUGAACAAGGUCUCUCUGCGAAGGUCUCUGAUCGGGGAGGAAUGGCCCAGCCCCAGGACUAAGUCUCCCAGCCUGACUGGAAAAUCCACCAGCGAGAAUAAGAACUGGAACGACCAGGACCACCGUGCCUUCGUGCAGAGUCACCUCUCGGAUAUGCUGGAACUGCUGCUGGAGCCGGAGCAGCUCACUGCCUCCUCCCAUUCCACCCGCAGUCGCUUGGUGUCCUACGAAGCCAUCUGUGCCCUCAGCUUUCUCAUUGAAGGGACCGUGAACAAAUCCAGGACGGUCCAUCCUCUGCACGAGCUUGCCCUCUGGCAGCCCUGUCACGGGCAGAACGGCUACUCAAAGGUCUCCAAAGCCUUUUCUUUCCCCAAGCUGGAGAGCUGGCUGCGGUCUUGCCUGACCACAAACCCUUUUGGAAUGACUGCCUGCCUCAAGUCCGGGAAGAAACUCGCCUGGGCGCAGCAAGUUGAAGGAACAACCAGGAGAGCAAAGAUUGCCUGCAAUACUCGUGUGGUGCCCGAGGUGUUCCCCAUGGUGAUAAUGAGCCAGGUGUACAAGCAGACGCUGGCCAAGAGCUCGGACACCCUGGUGGGGGCUCACGUAAGAAUUCAUCGCUGCAACGAGUCCUUCAUUUAUCUCCUCUCUCCUCUCCGAUCCGUGACCAUUGAGAAGUGCCGAAACAGCACUUUUGUCCUCGGCCCUGUGCAGGCGUCUGUUCACGUCCAGAGCUGCGACAACGUCAAAGUCAUUGUGGUUUGCCAUCGUUUGUCCCUUUCUUCCACCGCCGGCUGUACUUUUUACAUUCUCACACCUACCCAGCCUCUCAUCCUCUCGGGGAACCAAGCGGUCAGCUUUGCCCCUUUCCACACCCAUUAUCCGAUGCUCGAAGACCACAUGGCUCAGGUGGGCUUGGCCACUCUGCCGAACUACUGGGACACUCCCCUGCUGGUCUGCAAGGACAGCGGUGACACCAGUGUCUUCCGUCUCCUGCCGCCCUCGGACUUCUACACCUUCGUGAUUCCUUUUGAGAUGGAAGGAGACACCACGGAGACGCCGGGCGGGCUUCCCCCCGCGUAUCAGAAGGCACUGAGUCAGCGAGAGCAGAAGGUACAGAUCUGGCAGAAAACUGUGAAGGAGGCGGGCCUGACCAAGGAUCAGAGGAAACAGUUCCAGAUGCUGGUGGAAAACAAAUUCUACGAGUGGCUGGUUCAGACGGGGAACCGUCAGCAGCUGGAUAGCCUUGUCCCUCCUGCCGUGGGCUCCAAGCAGGCAGCAGGAUAGCAGCGUGUUCCGGUGUAGCGAAAGGAAAGGAAAGAGUUCUGGGAACAGGCAGCAAUACACUGAAAUCAGUUCUCAUUAACAC
This is a messenger RNA of Balearica regulorum gibbericeps (East African grey crowned-crane), 1480 nucleotides long. RefSeq names its product TBCC domain containing 1 (gene TBCCD1). The record is from RefSeq and is a predicted model, not a curated record. Gene Ontology annotation, biological process: maintenance of Golgi location; maintenance of centrosome location. Gene Ontology annotation, cellular component: spindle pole centrosome. NCBI's taxonomy places the organism in Eukaryota, Metazoa, Chordata, Aves, Gruiformes, Gruidae.